AUGGCCUCUGCCGAUUUCUGGUUAUGUUGCCUUUCGUAUCUGCCGCUGGACGUCUGCGCGGACGCGGGCGUGAAGCCGGGCGAGAUCGACGAGGUGCUGCUUGUCGGGGGCAUGACGCGCAUGCCAAAGGUCAGCGAGAUUGUGCGGUCCGUGUACGGCAAGGAUCCCAGCAAGGCCGUCAACCCUGACGAGGCAGUGGCGAUGGGCGCCGCCAUCCAGGCUGGCGUGCUGAGGGGAGACGUCAAGGAUAUCCUGCUGCUCGACGUGACGCCGCUCUCCCUGGGUAUCGAGACGCUCGGAGGCGUUUUCACGCGCCUGAUCUCGCGAAAUACCACCAUCCCGACCAAGAAGUCGCAG
This is a messenger RNA of Prorocentrum cordatum, 357 nucleotides long. The record is from the annotation of a GenBank genome assembly. Lineage: Eukaryota; Dinophyceae; Prorocentrales; Prorocentraceae.